AGUACUGCGUUUCGAACGCGUACCGGGUAAAUAGCAUUUGGCGCGUGUUUAUUCUGAACAAGUGUAGAAACUGUGUGUUUUGUGAGGGUUGAAUGAGCUUUGUUGUCACUAAGCAUAUCUAUUAUAAAGCGUCAAACCUAUGGAGAACAAACGGAAACAAUUUCCAAAUAAAAAUGUACCAUAUAGAGGUCCUAAAAAGCCCCGGGGUGCAGCUGAUGAAGACGAAGAUGACUUUCCUAGUGGCUUUGAGUCAGAGCUGGCUGUUAUGGAGCAGAUGGAACUUGAACAACAAGCUGACAGCCAAGAACUCAUUGGACAGGGCCCAGAAACGGAACACACAAAUAUGAAAUGGAGUCGUCCCCCACCGCCUCAGUUAGAUCCCAGCAGAGAUGCCAUAGAAUUUCAACAAAUAGAUAUUGAUCAUUACACAGGUAAACCAUUAACUGGAAUGCCAGGUUCACAACUAGGUCCUGUUCCAGUAAUGAGAAUGUAUGGUAUUACAAUGGAUAGAAAUUCUAUAUGCUGUCAUGUACAUGGAUUCUCUCCAUAUUUCUUUGUAACUGCUCCAGAUGGAUUUAAGGAGACUCACUGCCAUUCAUUCAGAGAGGCACUAAACAAGGCUGUUUUGGCAGACAUGCGUUCAAAUCGAGAAGAGGUGCAACAAGCUGUACUUGCCGUUGAAAUUGUUAAACGCCAAACGCUCUUUGGUUAUCAUGGUCAGGACAUGCAAACUUUUAUCAAGAUAACUGUGGCACUUCCACGUCUUAUUGCUCCAGCAAAACGACUUCUGGAGAAAGAAGUGAUUUUUCCAGCACUUGGUCCUCAUCAGUAUCAAGCAUAUGAAUCCAACAUAGAUUUUGACAUCAGGUUUAUGGUGGACACACACAUGGUUGGAUGCUCCUGGGUGCAGCUUCCAGCAGGCAAGUGGCGGCCUCGCCCUACAGCACAUGUGCAGUCCCGUUGCCAGAUUGAAGUUGACAUAUCGUGGGAGGAUCUCAUUGCACAUCCCCCUGAAGGAGAGUGGAGCAAAGUAGCCCCUUUUAGAAUAUUAAGUUUUGACAUUGAAUGUGCAGGAAGAAAAGGUGUAUUCCCAGAACCAAAUCAUGACCCAGUCAUCCAGAUAGCUAACAUGGUAAUUCGUCAAGGAGAACAUGAGCCAUUUUUGCGUAUUGUUUUCACUCUUGAUACUUGUGCUCCAAUAGUAGGUUGUAAAGUAUUGAGCUUCGACAAAGAAACAGAGAUGUUGGAAAAAUGGGCAGAAUUUGUGCGGGAAGUGGAUCCUGAUCUAUUUACUGGCUACAAUAUUAAUAACUUUGACUUUUAUUAUCUAAUUAGUAGAGCCACUCAUUUGAAUGCAAGAAAUUUCAAUUAUCUUGGAAGGAUUAAGAAUAUAAAAUCUGUAGUGAAAGAACAAGUUCUACAGAGCAAACAGAUGGGGCGACGGGAAAACAAAAAUAUCAAUGUUGAGGGUCGAGUCGCUUUCGAUCUUCUGUUGGUUCUUCUGAGAGAGUACAAACUCCGGUCAUAUACAUUAAAUGCUGUGAGUUACCACUUUCUGCAAGAGCAGAAAGAAGAUGUGCAUCACAAUAUAAUUACAGACCUUCAAAAUGGGAAUCCUCAGACCAGGCGAAGGUUAGCUGUCUACUGUUUGAAGGAUGCCUAUUUGCCAAUAAGACUUUUAGACAAACUUAUGUGUAUAAUCAACUACAUGGAAAUGGCAAGGGUAACUGGAGUUUCUCUUGCAAGCCUGUUAACUAGAGGGCAGCAGAUCAAAGUUGUAUCCCAAUUGUUGCGCAAGGCUCGAGAAAGGAAUUACUUAAUGCCAGCAUAUGGUGGAGGAGCACAAGAAGAACAGUUUGAGGGUGCCACUGUCAUCGAACCAAAAAAGGGCUACUACAGUGAUCCAAUAGCAACUCUUGAUUUCAGUUCACUAUAUCCUAGUAUAAUGAUGGCUCACAAUCUGUGCUACACAACUUUGCUGCAAGGUGUAGCCAAAGAUAGGCUAGGAUUGUCACCAGAUCAAUACACGAAGACUCCAGCAGGAAAUUAUUUUGUGAGACAAUCGCUAUGCAAGGGCCUCCUACCUGAAAUUUUGGAAAACUUAUUAAGUGCCCGCAAACGAGCAAAGGAGGAGUUAAAACGUGAAACGGACCCUUUUAAAAAGAAGGUGCUGGACGGCAGACAGCUGGCACUUAAGAUAAGUGCAAAUUCUGUGUAUGGAUUCACCGGAGCCCAAGUGGGGAAACUUCCAUGUCUUGAAAUAUCUGGGAGUGUUACUGCAUAUGGGCGUACAAUGAUUGAACAAACCAAGCAGGAAGUAGAACAGCAUUAUAAUAUUGCUAAUGGGUAUGAACAUGAUUCCGAAGUAAUUUACGGAGAUACUGACUCUGUUAUGGUAAAAUUUGGAGUGAAGAGUCUUGAAGCUGCUAUGGCAUUAGGAAGGGAGGCUGCUGAAUAUGUUAGCUCAAAGUUUGUUAAGCCCAUAAAACUGGAAUUUGAGAAAGUUUAUUUCCCAUACUUAUUGAUUAACAAAAAACGCUAUGCUGGGCUGUACUUCACACAACCUGAUAAAUAUGACAAAAUGGACUGCAAAGGAAUUGAAACAGUCCGCAGAGACAACUGCCCUCUUGUUGCUAACAUGAUGAACACAUGUCUGCAGAAACUACUUAUUGAGAGAGAUCCAGAUGGUGCGGUUGAAUAUGCAAAGCAAAUUAUUUCAGAUUUGUUAUGUAACAGGAUAGACAUAUCACAGUUGGUUAUAACAAAAGAGUUAACCAAAUCUGAUUAUGCAGCCAAACAGGCUCAUGUGGAAUUAGCUGCAAAGAUGAAGAAACGUGAUCCAGGAACUGCCCCAAAACUUGGUGACAGAGUGCCUUAUGUAUUAACAACCGCUGCAAAAAAUACACCAGCAUACAUGAAGGCGGAGGACCCAAUCUAUGUGCUGGAGAACAAUAUACCUAUAGAUUCAAGUUAUUAUUUGGAAAACCAGUUGUCAAAGCCACUACUGAGAAUAUUUGCUCCGAUACUGGGAGAUAAAGCUGAAUCUAUAUUAUUGCGUGGAGAUCACACUCGAACAAAGGCUUUGGUAACAUCUCGUGUUGGAGCACUGGCAGCUUUCACACGCCGUAAAGAAACUUGCAUUGGUUGCAAGGCAGUUCUGCAAGAUACAUCUGCUUUAUGCAGCCAUUGUCGGAAAGAUGAAGUGAAACUAUACCAGCAAGAACUGUUUCGUCUGCAAUCACUAGAGGAACAGUUCUGUCGCUUGUGGACUCAAUGCCAGCGAUGUCAAGGAAGUUUGCAUGAAGAAGUCAUUUGUACAAGUCGAGACUGCCCCAUAUUCUACAUGAGGAAGAAAGUACAAAUGGAUCUUGUCACUCAAGACCGAGCACUUCAGAGAUUUGGAAAUCCCACUUGGUGAUGUUGAUGGCAACAUAAACUAAUGUUGUCUCACCCUGACUGAAUAUUGUAAAUAUGUUUGUAUAAUAUGUAACAUUUAUUAAAGUGACUUAUUUUGAAUUA
This is a messenger RNA of Schistocerca gregaria, 3519 nucleotides long. RefSeq names its product DNA polymerase delta catalytic subunit (gene PolD1). Lineage: Eukaryota; Metazoa; Arthropoda; Insecta; Orthoptera; Acrididae. The transcript has 19 exons. Gene Ontology annotation, cellular component: delta DNA polymerase complex. The record is from RefSeq and is a predicted model, not a curated record. The coding region runs from base 140 to 3418 and encodes 1092 amino acids. Gene Ontology annotation, biological process: DNA-templated DNA replication; DNA replication proofreading; base-excision repair, gap-filling. Gene Ontology annotation, molecular function: nucleotide binding; DNA-directed DNA polymerase activity; DNA binding.